Messenger RNA from Zophobas morio, 1464 nucleotides. Its product is annotated as glucose transporter GlcP-like. The transcript has 11 exons. Gene Ontology annotation, cellular component: membrane. The coding region runs from base 58 to 1452 and encodes 464 amino acids. Gene Ontology annotation, biological process: carbohydrate transport; transmembrane transport. NCBI's taxonomy places the organism in Eukaryota, Metazoa, Arthropoda, Insecta, Coleoptera, Tenebrionidae. The record is from RefSeq and is a predicted model, not a curated record. Gene Ontology annotation, molecular function: carbohydrate:proton symporter activity.
CAGGACAUUUACUGAACUGUCAUUUUUGUGUGAUAGUUGUGUUAUUAAAACUCAAAAAUGCCCAACGUAGCGUUUUUAAAGUCUGAACCAGCUGAUAACGAAUUCUUUGAAGAAUAUAAUAAGUUCAACACACCAUGCAACAGCUGGUUUAUUCUAGUUUUCAUAUUGAGAUGUUUUGCCGCUUUCUGCUUGGGCUAUCAAGUAGGUGUCUUCGAAUCUCGCGGUGGUGUCAAAGCAUAUAUAAGAGAAUAUAAUUAUUCUAGUUAUGCAGAAACGGAAAUGGCCAACGAGACUAAUCCGGAGGUGUUGCAAAUGUCGACAGAAAAAUCUCUUAUUGUACGUAUGCUAAAAUUCAAACACUUGGGCUUUGCGCUAGGAGCAGCUUUUGGAGGAGUUUUUGCAGAUAUAUUUGGACGACGAAUUACAAGUUUCUUAACAUCUGUUGUCUGGAUCAUUGGUGCAGGUGUCUUCCCAACAUUAAAUAAUAUUACCCUUAUAGAAAUCUGGUACGUUCUCCUGACCACGUGUGCCAGUGUUGUCAAUGUAACCACCUUUGUGAAUAUUGCAGAAAUUAUUAACUAUCGCUACAGAAUAUUGAUUAUAUAUUCAAUAAAUACCUACGUAGCGGGAGAUUUCCUUAUAAAAUAUAUUACCACUACUUUAGAAAGUUGGAAAUAUGCCCUUACCUUUGUAACGUCUACUUUAACGUGCACGGUUUUUGCAACCUGGUAUUCUCCAGAAUCACCACGAUGGUUACUGAAUAAAAAUCGACGACAAGAAGCGUACGAUCAGUUGAGUGACAUAUCACAAAGGAUAUAUGACAUUCAAGUAGUCGAAGCUCCCAACAAUGUUACAAAAAUGAAAAUACUGGUGGAUAUGAUGAAAUAUUUAUUUAAAAGGAGGUUGAAACAACACUUAGUAUGUAAUGUGCUACUCAGUGUUUCCAGCCUAAAUUAUAGUUUCUCAAAACAAAAUUUGAUUAUGCAUACGGUAAAAACAGCGUCAUAUGAAGACAUCGCAAACAUUGCCGAAGCUUUGGGAUUUUUAACUUUUCUCCCAGUGUACGCUUUAAUAGGAAAAAAAUAUGGACUUUGCUUCUGCUUUUUGUUUUUAACUAUAACACAUUUUACUGGAAUUUUUGUUAAUGAUAAAGCGCAUGAAGUCUUUUACGACUUUUUUGGUACAAUGUUGGGAAUUCUAUCCCUCUGUAUAUGUUGGCUAUAUUGUCUGGAGUAUUUUCCGACAUUUCUACGAGCUACAGCAACUGGUGGUGGAUUUUAUGUAUUCAACCUGUCAUCAGGUCUUAGUUUCUUAUUCAUACCUCUCUUGGAAGAAACUAGAGGUUUCAUCUAUUACCUCACUUUCUUCAUAAUAUCCUUAUUUGGUGCCGUGGUUUUCCUUUUGCCUGUCAAGCCUAAUCAGGAGUUAUCAAAUACUAAAUUGCAUUUGUAACAAAUUUGUUAA